This is a messenger RNA of Schistocerca cancellata (South American locust), 1307 nucleotides long. RefSeq names its product piggyBac transposable element-derived protein 4-like. Lineage: Eukaryota; Metazoa; Arthropoda; Insecta; Orthoptera; Acrididae. Bases 78 to 875 code for a protein of 265 amino acids. The transcript has 2 exons. The record is from RefSeq and is a predicted model, not a curated record.
GCGCCAAAACAAUUCCCGCGCAUUCACUCUUGCAGUGUGCUUAUGUAGUUGUCUUUAUCGCAAACGUUUGUCGUAAAAUGGGGGACAGUUUGACUGAAGAGGAAAUUCUGAGGCUGCUGGAAGAAUCUGGAUCUGAAAUUGACGAUGAUGGAUUUCAAACUGAAAAUAGUUCUUCCGAAAUAGAUGGUAACAACGAGUGGUCCGAAAAUGAAAAUGAGCCAUCAGACGUAUUAGAAGAGUGUGAAGCUCCCAUUCAAAAAGGCAGAGGCAGAAUACAACAACAGCAGUCCCAAAACAACGUUGUUGAAUGGGUAAAUGACGAUGUCCUACAACAAUUACCGCUCUUUGAAGGCGUAAGUAAUGUCUUGGCACCUUUGAGCGCCGAAAGCACUGAAUUAGACUGUUGGAGCGUCUUUAUUGACGCAAAUGUCAUCAAAAAUAUAAAGACAGAAACAAACCGCUACGCUGCAGCAACAAUUUCCAAAUUGCGGAUGCAAAAUAAAAUAACUUCCAGGUCGCUUUGGGCCAAUUGGUCUGCUGUGAAGCUACAUGAGAUGUAUCAGGUUUUUGCUAUAAUUAUUCACAUGUGCCUUGUACACAAACCAAAUAUUAUGGACUAUUGGAGCAAUGACCUAAUGCUAGAUUCCUCCUUACCUGCAAAAAUCAUGAAAAGAGACAGAUUUAGGUCAAUUUACUUUAUGCUUCACAUAAAUAACGACGACAAUUAUGUACGAAGGGGUCAACCAAACCAUGAUCCUAUACACAAAAUCCGACCUUUUUUUGAUAACUUUGUACUGAAAAGCAAGAACAGUUUUUCUCCUGGCGAGAAUCUCACAGUUGAUGAAGGUUUAUGUCCAUUCAGAGGGAGAAUUUGAUUUAGAGUAUAUAUCAAGAACAAACCGAGCAGGUAUGGUAUAAAAUUUUUCAUUCUAAGUGAUUCAGCAACAGGAUAUGUUUUGAACUGUGAAGUGUACACCAGUGCAGGUGAAAAAGACAACAGUGCAGAUUCAGUGGUGCUACGUUUGUGCAACAGUUAUCUACGUAAGGGUCAUACAUUGUACAUGGACCGCUUUUAUACUUCUGUAAAAUUAUUUGAAAAGUUGUUUGAUGAGGGCACAUAUGCUGUUGGCACAGUAAUGAGAAACAGAAGAGGCCUACCACAGGAAUUCGAACAGAAUAAACUAAGAAGAGGUGAAAUCGUAUUCAAGAGAAAAAAUUCCGUGCUAGCACUUCACUGGAAAGAUACUAGGGAUGUGUUUGCCCUUUCUACCAAACAUAGAAUGUCAAGUAGUGUUACUAAGACAAAA